Rhinolophus ferrumequinum (greater horseshoe bat) is the source of this 417-nucleotide messenger RNA. RefSeq names its product 60S ribosomal protein L23a-like. Gene Ontology annotation, molecular function: structural constituent of ribosome. Gene Ontology annotation, biological process: ribosomal large subunit assembly; translation. Lineage: Eukaryota; Metazoa; Chordata; Mammalia; Chiroptera; Rhinolophidae. The coding region runs from base 1 to 417 and encodes 138 amino acids. Gene Ontology annotation, cellular component: ribosome; cytosolic large ribosomal subunit. The record is from RefSeq and is a predicted model, not a curated record. The transcript has a single exon.
AUGGUGCCAAAAGUGAAGAAGAAAGCCCCUGCCCCUCUCCAAACUGAAGCCAAAGCAAAGACUUUGAAAGCAAAGAAAGCAGUGCUGAAAGUCGUCCACAGCCACAAAAAAAAGAAGAUCCACAUGUCACCCACCUUCCAAAGGCUCAAGACACUGUGGCUCCGAAGGCAGCCCAAAUAUCCUUGGAAGAGUGCCCCCAGGAGAAAUAAGCUUGAUCUCUAUUCCAUCAUGAAGUUCAACCCAACUACAGAGUCAGCCGUGAAGAAGAUAGAAGACAACAAUAAACUUGUGCUCCUUGUGAAUGCCAAGGCCAACAAGCACCAGAUCAAACAGGCUGAGAAGAGGCUCUGUGACCUUGACGUGGCCAAGGUCAACACCCUGAUCAAGCCUGAUAGAGAGAAGAAGGCAUAUGUUUGA